UCACAAUUGUUUGGUUUUAAGAUUAUUGAAGAAGGUUUCAUAAAAGCAACUCAAAGGGGUUUGCUUUCUUUUGAUGGACAAUUUUGAAGAGCUUCUGGAAGAGGAUGUGGUUUUUUCCGGCGAGAAAGACGACCAGAACGCGCCCGAAAAGACCUGGCUUCCGGUGAAGAAAACGAUGGGCUGCUCUCAAAGGAAGAUGUCUCUUCCCGUUUCGAUUCCGGUUAAGAUAACGGGGAGCCAAUGGAAGGGCGGUUUCCAUUAUGGAGAUGAAGAAGAAGUUGAGGGCGAGGGCGAGAUGGUUCCUCCUCACAUUUUGGUGGAGAGGAGAAUGGCUGGGAGUUGUCGGAAAACGGCGUUUUCAGUUUUUGAUGGUAACGGACGGACGCUUAAAGGGCGGGACUUGAGGCGUGUUCGUAACGCUGUGUUGAAACAGACCGGUUUCUUGGAAGGUUACAUUUUUUGACCAACCAAAUAGAAAACUCUCUCUCUCUCAUGAAUUCUCCAUUUCUCUUUGUAUAAACCAAAGUUACUAAUUUUUUUGAGCAAAUGUACUUUCUCUCCAUCUCUUUGUUAGAAGUACAGUGAAUUGGGUGCUUGUAAUGAGUCGAAGAAGAAAACCAGAAAAUGAGUUUGUUUUCAACUUCUUUUUAUAUAGGUAUCUCUUGGCAAGAUUUUGAG
Messenger RNA from Amborella trichopoda, 678 nucleotides. RefSeq names its product protein S40-1. Lineage: Eukaryota; Viridiplantae; Streptophyta; Magnoliopsida; Amborellales; Amborellaceae. The record is from RefSeq and is a predicted model, not a curated record.